Molecule: messenger RNA, 271 nt
Organism: Zonotrichia albicollis (white-throated sparrow)
Lineage: Eukaryota; Metazoa; Chordata; Aves; Passeriformes; Passerellidae
Source: RefSeq, a predicted model, not a curated record
GGGGUGUUCCAGGAGAUGGUAAAGCACGAGUGUUACUUCAUUAAUGGCACGGAGAAGGUGAGGUUCGUGGAGAGGUACAUCUACAACCGGGUGCAGUACGCGGUGUUCGACAGCGACGUGGGGCUGCACGUGGGGUUCACCCCCUAUGGGGAGAGGGUUGCCAAGGACUGGAACAGCGACCCGGAAUGGAUGGAGGAGCAACGGACUGCGGUGGACUGGUACUGCCGGCACAACUACCCGAUUGUUGCCCCGUUCAGCGUGGAGCGCCGAG